AUGGGCGAUUUACCCUCUUCUAGAGUCACCGUAGCGAGGCCAUUCACUGUGACUGGAGUGGACUUUUGCGGCCCUAUUACAACAACGUAUCUACUUCGUGGGUACAGAACAACAAAAAGCUAUAUUGCUGUUUUUAUUUGUUUUGCCACAAAAGCUGUGCAUAUGGAGGUGGUCUCUGAUUUGACUGCAAAGGCUUUCCAGGCUUCAUUAAAAAGAUUUGUAGCUCGACGCGGCUUAUGCUUAAAAUUAUUUUGCGACAAUGCAACUAAUUUUGUGGGUACUCGUAAAGAGCUCGAGGAAAUGAAAUGCAAGUUUUUUGAUCAACAAAUCCCCCACUUUGGUGAACUAUGGGAAGCGGCUGUAAAAUCAGCAAAAUAUCAUUUGGCUAGAAUAUUGGGUCAAUGGCAUCUUACAUUUGAAGAGCUGGCAACAGUGGUUGCGGAAGUAGAGGCAGUUUUAAAUUCAAGACCUUUGACAACCUUGUCUAACGACCCAAAUGAUGAAAGCGUUCUUACACCGGCACAUUUUUUAACAGGUGGUCCGUUGGUUGGAACUGUGGAACCUACUGUGGAUAGCGAAGAAUGGUCUCAUAAAGAUAGAUGGCUACGAAUUUCGGCCAUACAACAACAUUUUUGGAGAAGGUGGUCGGCGGAGUAUCUUCAUGAACUUCAACAGAAAGUCAAAUGGACUAAGAAGCAGAAGAACCUUAAUGAAGAUGAUAUGGUGUUAAUUGCAGAAGAAAAUUUGCCUUCUAAGCAAUGGCUUAUUGGGAAAGUGCUGAAAGUGACAAGAGAUGCUAAAGGUUGGGUUCGAGUUGCUGAUAUAAAAACAAAGAAUGGAGAGGUUCGCCGAGCAAUCCAUAAAUUGGCACCUAUUCCAUCUGAAUGUUGA
Molecule: messenger RNA, 891 nt
Organism: Teleopsis dalmanni
Lineage: Eukaryota; Metazoa; Arthropoda; Insecta; Diptera; Diopsidae
Exons: 2
Coding region: 1-891 (296 amino acids)
Molecular function (GO): nucleic acid binding
Source: RefSeq, a predicted model, not a curated record